AUUUAUAAUAAUGAACUUAAGAGACACUGUGCAUGAGUACUUUAGUGCUCAGGAUAUGACCAAAUACAAUCCUGAAUACUAUAAAUUUAUUCAAAACAAUAAGGAAGAAUACCUUAUCAAGAAGGAGAACGAGACUGUAUUUGAGAAAGAAGUUGUGGCUAAUUGAAUCAAGCCAUGUUUCAAGUAUCUUGAGACUGCCCAGACAGUAGACUCAGAGUUUGAUUGAAUGCAAAACUGUUAUGCUAAAUCCAUGGAGGUCAACGCAAGGUUCAAACUUAAGUUUAACAGACAUUCUUUUGGAGUAGAGUAAUCUAUACAAAUAAAUAUUCUUA
Messenger RNA from Moneuplotes crassus, 332 nucleotides. The record is from the annotation of a GenBank genome assembly. NCBI's taxonomy places the organism in Eukaryota, Ciliophora, Spirotrichea, Euplotida, Euplotidae.